Messenger RNA from Bemisia tabaci, 4910 nucleotides. Its product is annotated as gamma-soluble NSF attachment protein. Gene Ontology annotation, molecular function: syntaxin binding; soluble NSF attachment protein activity. NCBI's taxonomy places the organism in Eukaryota, Metazoa, Arthropoda, Insecta, Hemiptera, Aleyrodidae. Gene Ontology annotation, biological process: intracellular protein transport. Gene Ontology annotation, cellular component: vacuolar membrane; SNARE complex. The record is from RefSeq and is a predicted model, not a curated record.
ACCUGGCUCCUGCACAGUCGCAAGUAGGCAACCCGAAGCGCUCCUUGUCAGCUGCUGUUCCACACGUUGUGUUUAUUUUGGUGUGAGUUUUCGAAUGCGAAAUUGCAAUUGUAUCCUCUAAUCUUUCUCCUUUUUCGCAAUCUUUUCCAGCGCAAUUUCUCCCGAAGUUCACCUUAGUUUAGCUGUGUAAUCGGCCGCCGUUACGUUCACCUUGCAAAUAACACCCAGUGAUUAGUGAAUCUGAUAUUGAUUUUUUUGUCCCAUUCAUUCGCGAACGAACGUGUCACGAAGCGAUUUCCCGGAUUUUGUGCGGGUUCAUCAAUGCUAUGUGCUGCUUUAACGUAGGAGUCUUGUAAAACACUUCUCAUCCGAUCUAACGAUGACAGAAGCAAGGAAAUUAGAAGAGGGUUUGGAGUACAUUCGAAACGCUGAAAAAAGUCUUAAAACCGGUCUCCUGAAAUGGCGUCCAGAUUAUGAUGUUGCUGCAGAUGAAUAUUCCAGAGCGGCAACAUGUUUUCAAGUGGCCAAGUCUUACCAAAAGUGCUAUGAUUGUCUGAUGAAAGCUUCCGAUUGCCAUAAACAGAACAGAUCAUGGUUUCAUGCUGCCAAGAGUUUAGAACAAGCUAUCCUGAUUUGCAAGGAUCUUGGAGACUUGCGAGAAAUUCCCCACCUGGCCGAAAAGUCAGCCAGUUUGUACCAGCAGUAUGGCUCACCGGAGGCUGCUGCUACAGUUCUCAACAAAGCAGCCAAACUUUUGGAACAGAAUAAUGCAGAGGAAGCACUGAGACUUUAUCAACAUGCAGCUGAUGUUGCUAUGAUUGAGGACAACAACAAACAAGCAGCAGAAUAUGUCAGUAAAUCAGCAAGAAUCUUAAUAAAGCUGAAGCAAUAUGAUCAAGCAGCUGAUGCAAUCCGUCGUGAGAUUGGCCUCCAUCAACAGUCGGAAAGCCUGCAAUCAAUAGGCCGCUUAGCUGUAGCGUUAGUAUUGGUCCAGCUCGCCAGAGAGGACUAUGUCGCUGCAGAAAAAGCAUUCAAAGAAUGGGGAAACUGUUGUGAUGCUCCAGAGGUACAAACUCUUGAGGCGUUAAUUCAGGCUUACGAUGAGGAGGAUCCUGAUGCAGCAAGAGCAGCAUUGAAUUCACCGUUCAUCAAACACAUGGAUGUUGAAUACGCUCGAUUAGCCAGAGAUCUGCCGCUACCGAAAGGCAUAUCCCUUCCGGCUCCCUCCUCGGUCCGACCCAAUGCUGCACCCUCUUAUGUCUCGCCUAAUGCUCCUGUGACCAGCUCAGGCUCCAGUGGUCAACCCACAGGCAGCAAUGAGGAUGAUGAAGAAGAAGGUGGACUCUGUUAAGCUGGCGUUAUAUCACCAGCGGAGAGUGCUCGCUGCAUGACUUGUAUGUCCAGCACCUGAGAUAGGCUCUGAUCUCUUCAUCCUAGUUGUACAGUCCUCGAUAAUUGUGAUCAACCAAGUACCGUUAAGAAUGUAUUCCCCAUGGAAGAUGUCAAUCUUUUCAUGGAUUGUCCACAAACUGGACUUCAUUUUGCAUUUGUGAACUAAAAUUUCUGGCUCAUUUCAGAAACAACACACAUGCUAUUAGUUUCCUCAUGGAGAUAGGUGCUUCUGUGGGGAGCCAAAAACAGUGGUUCCUUAUUGCAAAAUGCAGUCCAAUUGAUAAGACAGUAAAUUUUAAAUUUAAAGCAAUUCUUGAGUGGCUUUGUUUCGAUCCAUCUCGACAGCUUAAAAUAUUGAAAUUGUCAUCCACUGUGCCGUGUACUAUCGAUCUUUUUUUCCUUUUUGAAAGUGAAAAUUUCUGGGGUGUUCUUAAAACAGAUGGGAAAUAGCCACUUCUUCCUUUGAAAUUUUAGGCGUCGAUAAUUUUAUGAUAGUCGUCGAGUAAGUUUCAGGGUAUUAAGUUAGUGGGCUGAUUGGUGGCAUUGAUAGACAUAGCGAUAGACAAAGCAGACAAAGAGAAAAUGGAGCGAUCCUGUUGGUUGAAAUAGGUGAUUGUUACAGACUGAUGGGGAAAAUGAUGGACCAACUAUAGGGUUCUUUGUGAACCGCUGUUAGUUAGUCUAUUACUUAUCUCCUUCCUUUGUCCAUUGCAGGCACCUGCCUCCUUAAUGGGAUUGCUUCAACUUUUCUUGGUCUUAUUUGUCUAUAAUUUUGUCUGUCAAUUUCAACUAUUCGCCCACAGAGUACCUACUUACUUGUCGUGGAGUUUUCCAUAACGUAAUCUGGGUCACGUCUCUUAUUUUUAAGCCUAAUAUCGUUAGAUCUACAAAUGUUUGUCGAAAUUGUCUUUGAAAAUAAGGUCUACUUUGGUUCAUUGCACCGUUUUAAAAUAAUUUUCAAGGCUUUUUCUUCUGAAAAAACUAAACUCCUUGGGCAAAUUAUGGUGAUAAAUCGAUUUGAGCCAUUUUGAAAUGUGCGUAUUGGCUUUAAACCAAAAAUAUGAGGACUAAAUUUUGCAUUUAGGAAUUACAAUUUCUGGUUCAUCCAAGAAAACAUUUAUGUGUAUAGAGACACUGAUAGAACAUGCGUUGUUUCUAAACUGAGCCUGAAAUUUUAGUUCCUUAUUGCAAAUUGUAGUUCAUUUCUUUGUCAUUUGUUUUUGAGAAUAGUUUCAUCAACCGAGUAUUUCUCAGUACGUUCAUACUGGUUGUAAUUAAUAUCCUUGUAUCUACCUUGUAGUUUCAAAGAUCAGGACUUACAAGGGAUCGAAGACUUAUUUUUGCAGAAGAAUGAUAAUGUCAAAAGUCAUCAGGUUUUUUUUAGUACCGAAAGUGUACAGGAAAGUAGGGAGAUAUAUUUGUAAUUGGCUGUGCAAGAGGCUUUAACAGUUCAUUUUUUUGGAUGCUAAGCAAUAAGAUACCAUGAUUAAGAAUCUAAUGUAACUCUUCUUGUCCAAUAGAUAAUCGUACAGUGCAAAUUCGCAGAAAAUCAUUUCGUUUUUCUCAUCAUUGAGAAACUGAAACAAGUUGAAGUUCUAAAUGAUCGUAGAAACUUGUUCUCAAAUUUUACUAUCGUACCUCACCAUAAAUAUCUCAUAUUUCCCUCCCCGUAUCGGUCGAAUUUUCUCAGGACUAAGACUACAAUCUCCACCUCUUGAUAACUGUCUUGAAAGAGUGAGUUGAAAAUUGUUAUUGUUUGAGAAAUUUUAUGCAUGCUUGCGCUGUUGUAAAUACUUGUAACUGUUUCUAUUAUUCAUCAAAAGUUCUUAUUAAACAUUUCCAAAGUCUAAUGCAAGUUGACCUAAAUAAUAAUUCUGACCUCGUUUCAUGCUUUACACAGGCUCAUUUUAAACUGGACUAUAUUUUGCAAUUAGGAGCUAUAAAUUCUGGCCCAGUUUAAAAACAGCGUAUGUACAACUAGUUUCCCUAUGCUCAUAAGUGUUUUUUCUGAUGAGAAAUUGUAGGUUCUGAAUUGCAAAAUGCAGUCCAACUGCCCUCCUUCUCCUCGUGAUUAUUAUCAUAUAGGGUGAUCCAAAAGUUUCUCACAACCCUUAGGGUUCAUGCCUUUUUAAGGAUGGCCCCCUGAAAGUUUUGGAGGUUCCCAAAAGUCGUCUCUUUUGACCUAGAGACACUUACAAAAUAUCUCGAUUUGUUCAAAAGUUGCAGGGGUGAUGAUGAGUGCUAUUGGAGUAGGACUUUUGGAUCACCCUGUGUAUUUUUAAACUUUCAAUAGGUAUGAGUCCCUUUUUCCCCUAUUAAACACUUAAUAGACUCAUGUUUUGUUAUGGUCAAAUACUUCAUGUCGUUUAUCAUUUAACAUUUUUUUACUUCUUUGCGAAAGUCACUUAAUUUUUUGCCUAAGAAGAUGGUUUCGUUUUGUUGCGUCUUUUCUAUAUUUACUCGCCUAAAGCGAUUAUGUUAGACUGUAACUUUGUGAGGAUGAAAUCGCCAUGGUGUGUACUAAGCUCAAAGUCAAUGCAAGCAACUCUUUUGUUGAGUAAUUGGUUUACCAGAGUCCACGCCGAAUAAGUUAACAUGCUUUAGAUUGCGACUGAAGAUCCUGUGCCGUCAGUUGAUCGUAAAUAAAAAUUGGAUUGAAAAUAAAUGAAAGAAUCAGGAUAAAAGAUCUUCUGUCGCAGUCUAAAAGUGUCUUAACUUAUUUAAUGACUCUACCAACCUUUUGAAUAUCAAGAGGGAUGGAACUCACUCUCACUUUGGACUUUCAGCAUACUUUCAUUUAAAUUACAAUUGUAAAUCCUUGGAAUAGAGCAAUAAUUAUUCAGCCUCAGCGAUUACAUACUGAAUUAAUUAGUUUUUUAACUAUUUUUGCGUACAAUAAAAAAUUAAGACAGUUGUGUAUACAAGUUUUUUGAACUGAUAGACGUGUCAAGCCAAUGGAAGCCCCUGAAAGUGGAAGCAAAAAAUCAGGUGGCUACAUCGUGCUGAUUUUGUAGAGGAGUGUAAGCCAGUGCUGAGGUAGUUUCAAAUUGUUUGUACAGUUGACUUCCUAGCAAAUGGUAGCCAGUGUGAGAAAAAUUAUUGUUUUGAUGAGCUUUUUCCUCUUCUAUCAUGAGAACUUUCUGUUUGAUGAUGACUUUUACGCAUGAUGCCUAAGCGCACUGUUCGUCAGUCAUACCGUAGCCAACCCAAAAUUUUCUCAAUUCAGCCAAAGUAGUUUGUUCUCAUUGGUCCUAGCAAUAAAUACCGCCAUGGCAAUACUCUCUCUUCACUGUGCUGCAACUAAAUAACAUUUUAGCUUGAUUUCAACAGCACUUUAUCGAAUCCCAAAAUUUUUCACAUUCUAUGUUUUUGACAAACGAAUCUCUCUAAUUUCUGUCUCCUGUAAUGUUACCACCCCUUGGUCUUGCUUCUUGCCUAAUUUGUUAUUGUUAUUUGUAAAUCGUUAAUUUAUCUUGUGAGUAAAAGAGAAUAAAAUGGUAUUACGUCUACUUUUUGAA